This is a messenger RNA of Dermacentor silvarum, 486 nucleotides long. Its product is annotated as tachykinin-like peptides receptor 86C. Lineage: Eukaryota; Metazoa; Arthropoda; Arachnida; Ixodida; Ixodidae. Gene Ontology annotation, cellular component: plasma membrane. Gene Ontology annotation, biological process: G protein-coupled receptor signaling pathway. The transcript has a single exon. Gene Ontology annotation, molecular function: tachykinin receptor activity. Bases 1 to 486 code for a protein of 161 amino acids. The record is from RefSeq and is a predicted model, not a curated record.
AUGACUCUACCGCCUGAGAGCGACGUCGCUCUCUUGGGUCGACUACUGAACGGUUCGUUGGUGAACGCGGAUAACACAUCCCUCCUGCGCACCCUGCUUGAGUCUCUGAACGACACUGCUUCACGUCCGCGCGCUCCGGUCAUUGAAGUGCACAGCCAGCGGCAGUGGGUGCUGCCCUGGUGGACGCAACUGGUGUACGCCUGCCUUUUCGGAUUCAUGGUAGCCACGGCAGUGCUGGGCAAUGCCACUGUGGUCUGGAUUGUGCUCGCUCACCGGACAAUGCGCACCGUUACCAACUACUUCCUGCUCAACCUGUCGUUAGCUGACGCCCUCUCGGCCACGUUCAACGCCAUCUUCAACCUAGUUUACAUGCUGGAGAGCCACUGGGCCUUCGGCGAAGCUUACUGCGUCUUCAACAACUUCAUCGCCAACUUGACCGUGGCCUCAUCGGCAUUUACGAUGGCAGCCAUGAGCAUUGACAGGUGA